Messenger RNA from Ostertagia ostertagi, 1608 nucleotides. The record is from the annotation of a GenBank genome assembly. Lineage: Eukaryota; Metazoa; Nematoda; Chromadorea; Rhabditida; Trichostrongylidae.
AUGCUGGAUGGGACGGGCUUGAGGCUGCAUGGCCGGCUGCUGGGGCACGCUGACCUGGAGGCCGCGCAGCGACUGGUUCCCACCUGGCUGCCGCUGCCGCCUGCGGUGCGCGCCGCGCUGCCGGCCAUCUGGACCCGGCUGCUGGGCCAUCCGGGCUUCAACGCCGAUGUGAUCGAGGAUCUGAACCGCCCGCCAGGCCAGCGCAUCGUCGGCCUCGGCGUGGCGAUCGCGCUGGAUGCGCGCUGGGCGCGGUUGCUGCGCGAAGACCCGCCGGCCCACGCGCCCGCCCUGCUGUACGAGGAACUCUCGGACGGCCGCUUCCUGCCCCCGGCCGACAAGGAACUCGCCCGGCUGAACGCGCGCGGCGAGGUCAGCUUCCUCGUGCUGCACUACGACCAGGUGUUGACCGAUCUGGCCCACCCGGACACGCUGGAGCUGCUGUCGGUGGCGAUGUCCCUGUUUCGCUUCGCCCACGCCGGCUACCGGCUGCAAAGCCUCUAUCAAGAAGCCACCGAUGAGCAAAGCGGCUACAUGCUCAGCAUGGGCUUCAAGGCCCGGACCGCCCGCCAGCGGGCGGGCCAGCCGGAGCUUUAUGGUCUGCACCGCGAGGAAGCUGCGCGGCUGCUGCCCGGCACGCCGGUGCGCGACGCCUUCCAGUUCACGCCGCCGCGUUUCGGCUUUGCGCCCGCCGAGCGCCGGCUGCUGCGGCUGGCCGUCACGGACCUCACCGACGAAGCCAUCGGCGACGAGCUCGGCAUCUCCGGGCACGGCGUAGGUGCCUUCCAGCCAAUCCAGGCGCAAGGCCGCCCGCGUGGCCGCAGCGAUGGCCAUGACCGGCGCAAACGAGAGCCCAUUGGCCGCAAUCAGGUGGUUCGCGACAAACAGGCCGCCGAUGGCGUUGUUGGUGUUGAAGGUCGAGAUGCCGAAGGCGUCGAAGCUGCCCGCCAGCUGCUGCAGCACGUCGACCGCCUCGAUCGGGCUGAAGCUGCCGGCCGGUGGCACCGCAGGCGACCGCAUGAAAUCGCUGGAGACGAACUGGACGAUCACCCCGGCCGUGCUGGCACAGGUGAUGUCGACGCCGCAGUCGUAGAAGGUGCUGCGGACGAGGCCCGCGGACGCGGUCCCGGCGCCCGCAAGCCCGGCGACGGCAGUGAGAACCAGCAACAAGGAGCGGAGCGCUUUCAUGGAGACCUUCCUGGAUGGGGGGCCAGCGGCCCGGGCGGCCCCGACGCAUCAAGGACACUCGAGCUUUUGGCCAUCAGGCUGCUCCUGUCCGAAAUGCUGCGCGUACUGGGCCUGGAAGCCGAUGUGGCCAACGACGGGCAGCACGCCGUCCAGAGCUGUCUGCGCGAUCCACCCGCCCUGGUGCUGAUGGACCUGGACAUGCCGGUCCUCUCGGGUAUCGACGCCACCCGCCAAUUGCGCGAGCUGCAACGCCUGGGCCAACUGCCCAGGCUGCCCAUCGUGAUGGUCACGGCUCGCACCGGGCCCGAUGACCGUGCCAGGGCGGCUUCCGCAGGCGUGGACGCUUACCUGGAAAAACCCGUGAUGCUGGACACGCUGCAAGCCGUCAUCCACCGUGUCAUGCCGUCCGCCGGUGCGGCAUAG